GAAACACCCAACGACAUUGUAUACAGGAAGAUGGAGACUUUUUUGGCCAAAAUGCAGCAGAGUGAAACAGGAGUGCCAAUACGUAACGUUAAAUACUUCAUCACAAAGAUACCCAGCGUAUUUUCAGGCGUCGACUUGACAUCAUGGAUCCUGCGAUGUUUGGACGUGGACGACACACAAGAGGCGCUGCACCUUGCUCAAAUGAUGACCUCACACGGCUACAUCUUCCCCAUCGACGACCACAUACUCAUGUUCAAAAAUGAUAACACUUACUACAGAUUCCAAACACCUUGCUUUUGGCCCAGCAUGAAUUCGGAACCGGAUGAUCAGGAUUAUGCCGUGUACUUAUGCAAGCGAACCAUGCUGGGCAAACAGCGUUUGGAGUUGGCUGAUUUUGAAGCUGAGAACCUUUCAAGACUUCAGAAGACGUUUGCCAGAAAAUGGGAGUUCAUAUGCAUGCAAGCUGACGCUCAAGCCAGACUAGACAAGAAGCGAGACAAGUCAGACAGACAGGUGAUAGAUAGCCAGGAGAGGGCCUUCUGGGACGUGCACAGACCUCCGCCUGGUUGCGUCAAUACGACUGAAGUGGACAUCGCCAAGACGUGCAGGAUGACCAAUCGCAUUAGAGUUCCCGCCUACAACGUUUUCGGUGGCUCCAUAUCUCCAAACGUCCUCGAGAGAGAUAAUAAAGGUGCCGAAGAGAGAACCAUUGAAGAUUUAACACUUGAAGUCAACCAGUUGCGGGUUUUAAUGGACAGAAGUAGAAUAAAAAUAUCUAAAGCUGCUGACGUUUACAUAGCAUACAGCGAACAAUACAAAGACUACGACCUCUUCAUAAACAACACUGAUCUCAUCAAUCCCUGGCUCACUGACAACUGUGAAUAUUGGGACGAUGAAUCCACCCUAAAGGACGUCCCCCAGAGGCGCGUACGCAAAUGGAGUUUCAGCAUUCGAGAACUGCUGAAGGAUGUGGCGGGUAGGGAUCAUUUCAUGCUCUUCCUCGAAAAAGAAUUUAGCGCCGAAAAUUUAAGAUUUUGGGAAGCAUGCCAGAUUUUACACAAAAUUUCAGAAUCGAGAGUCAAACAGACUGUGCGCAACAUCUAUAGUGAGUUCCUGGACACCACAGCCAGUGAUCCGGUGAACAUUGACUGUCGUGUGGCGGAGAUUGUACGUCGCAAGAUGGCGUCCCCUGAUAGAUACUGCUUCGAGGAGGCAGAAGACCAGAUCCUACAGCUGAUGAAAAAUGACAGUUACAACCGCUACAUUAGAUCCGACAUGUACAAAGAAUUUCUACUCACUGCAAAGAAAAAGGUUUGUUGUGGCAUGGCAGCACCACCUAUGCACGUACGCGCACACGCAUCUACGCACGUAAACAUGCACACAAACACGCGAACACACGCAAAAACACACGCACAACACUAGCGGAUGUCACUUACGCAAAGAAAACAGAACCACAAGCAGACGCGCACACAGGGGGACGCAAUGCGUACUUAUUAAUAUAUUAUUACGCAUCUCCUGCACACAAACAGCUGUAAAUACCUAACACACAUACACGAACAUUCAUUGCACACUUAUAUACACACAAAUCAACACACAUCUACAAACACAAAUCUACACACACACACACACCUUGAAACACCCACAUAAACAUACAUAUGCACAAAGCAGCAGAGCAAAAAAAGAUUCACUAGUGACGUCAGAAGGUUUCGUGAACUGACGUCAUCCAAGAGUCAACCGAACGUCACAAAUACUAACAUUGAGUCUUCCUGAUGAUGAUGGUGAUGGUGAUUAUAAAGAUGAGGAUGAUGACAAAACCUAAUAAUUUUGAGAUUAAUCUGUGAUAAGCUUGCUUUCGAUAAUAGAUUGCGAUUGUGACAAUGUUGAUGAAGCUACAGCUGCUGCUGCUGCUGAUGAUGAAAAUGAUGAUGAAAAUGAUGACGAUGAUAUUGAUGAAGGUGUUGAUUAAAUAACUAGUGGAACAUCUUAAACAAUAAUUAAAGCAAAUAAUUAUAACGUUAUCGUCGACCAACUGAUAAAAUUUAUUUUACUGAAAUGAGAUUAACUUAAAUAAUUGAAAUAAUAAAUAUAUAAAUAACUAUUUAUAUCAAAAUAUAAAAUAGACAAAAUAUUUUUAUUUAAGAAAUUGUUUAAAUUAGAAUAAACUCAAACUACGUACAAUUAUCGAUCGUUACGUAACACGUGUAAUUAUUAUUUUUUUAAAUAAAAUGCAAAAUGCA
Molecule: messenger RNA, 2237 nt
Organism: Helobdella robusta
Lineage: Eukaryota; Metazoa; Annelida; Clitellata; Rhynchobdellida; Glossiphoniidae
Exons: 15
Coding region: 31-1422 (463 amino acids)
Biological process (GO): intracellular signal transduction; regulation of G protein-coupled receptor signaling pathway; G protein-coupled receptor signaling pathway
Source: RefSeq, a predicted model, not a curated record